UUAUUCGUUUUUAGUCCGUCUGCAGUCGCUGUAACAUAUUUUCCUUCAAAUUUUUCCUCUUGAAAGUUGAUUCGAAACAAUAAUACCGUUGAAGUUAAUUCUCUGCUUUUGGUUGGAUAUCGUUUGAUAUGGAAGGUGUAGCGGGAAGAUUUCCCGUCCAGACUAGAACAGAAACUAUCGAGAUUAACGGGAAUUCAACAGAAGUUGUCAUUUCAAAGUUCAGCGACAAGUUAUUUAUCAUUCUUACUCAAUACGGCAAGGUGGGAAACGUGGUUGAAGUUCGUCGGGACGUUGCUCAGAAAGACGAUUCAUCCAGUGCAGUUUACAGCGUUCGAGUCUUAUUCGGUCGAGACGACGAGGAAAUUCACGUUGCUGCACGUUUCUUGGUGAACUUUAUUCCAACACAGCAAAACAUUUUAUUUGCCUUGUCACUUAAAGACUAUCAGCCGAAAACUCUGCGUCAAGUUGGCGAAUUCCUAAAGAUCAACCUUUCCCUCACCGAAAAAUCUGCAUAAAUUUUCCAACAUGUCUGUAAGAAAAACCAUCUUCGGCCAAGCCGUUAUCGGUCCUCCCGGUAGCGGCAAGUCCACUUAUUGUCAUGCAAUGGCGGAUUUCCUUCGAUCCCAGAAUCGUAAAGUAGCUCUAGUUAAUUUAGAUCCUGGCAAUGAUUUAUUACCGUUUACCUCUUCCAUUGAUGUAUCACAAUUGAUUACUGUCCAAGAUGUAAUGGAAAAUUACAAUUUGGGUCCGAACGGCGCUUUGGUUUAUUGUAUGGAAUUCCUCGAAAAGAAUUUGGACUGGCUCUUUGUGGAAAUAGAGAAAUUCAAAGAUCAUUACUUCAUCUUCGAUCUACCGGGACAGGUUGAGCUCUAUACCCACAACAAUUCUGUAAAAAACAUUAUGAAACAGUUAGAAGCAUUUGGUUUUCGUUUAUGCUGUGUUCAACUGAUCGACUCUCACUAUUGCAGUGAUCCAGGUAAAUUCAUAUCGGUGUUGUUAACGGCCAUGACAUCCAUGUUCCAAAUGGAAAUGCCACAGGUUAACGUACUGUCUAAAGUAGACCUGGCUGAACAACAUGGACGGCUGCACUUUGGUCUCGACUUUUACACUGAGGUGUUGGAUUUGAAUUACCUGUUGGAAGCAAUCAAUACGGAUCCUUUCAUGAAGAAAUAUCGGCAAUUAAAUGCUGCUUUAAUUGAUGUCGUAGAAAACUACAGCUUUGUUUCUUUCUUGCCUCUAUCCAUCUCUGACUCCCAAUUACUAAAGAAUGUUCGUGCUGCUGUGGACAAAGCUAAUGGUUAUGUGUUUGGAGCCGGCGAAGAAAAUGAAAGAAAUAUCGUUGCCUUACUAUCGACAGCUGUGGGUGCACAAUUUCAUGGCGAGUUUUCUGGAACAAUAAGUGAAAAAUUUCUGAGCUCUAAUAACUGUGAUGAGGAUGAAGCAUCUGAUAACGAAAAUUCCAUGUCUGUCGAUGAAUCUAAACCCCUUUCGGAAUUUAAAUAGAUGGUUUCAUAUUCCCUCAA
Daphnia pulicaria is the source of this 1523-nucleotide messenger RNA. RefSeq names its product tRNA wybutosine-synthesizing protein 5-like. Gene Ontology annotation, cellular component: cytoplasm. The transcript is spliced from 8 exons. The record is from RefSeq and is a predicted model, not a curated record. The coding region runs from base 526 to 1503 and encodes 325 amino acids. Lineage: Eukaryota; Metazoa; Arthropoda; Branchiopoda; Diplostraca; Daphniidae. Gene Ontology annotation, biological process: wybutosine biosynthetic process. Gene Ontology annotation, molecular function: tRNA binding; GTPase activity; 2-oxoglutarate-dependent dioxygenase activity.